AGCCUUGUUUUUCAAACACUACGGCGGCGCUUUAUGUGCCCAGACACAUCUUUUAUAUUAAUGAACAAAUGUUAAAAAAUAUUGAAACAUAGGUUGUUGACUAUGUAGCAAUACUUGCCUGAGGCUGGACUUUAUGUUCUAGUGAAUUUGAAUCGUAUGAGGAACCGUUGUGAGGGAAGCGGGUGCUGAAGUUCGGGAUUUGUCACGUUGUGUAUUGUAUAUUGGAGGCUGUGACAACAAAUCGACUCAUCCUGUGGCUUGUCUGUAGAGGCAUGGAAUUGAAAAAUGUCGAAUAUCAGGAACAAUGGUAGACCAUCCCCGCUCCAGCAACCUUUACGGACGAUAGCAACUAGUAACACGAUUCAAAAUUUACUCUUACGAGAAAAGUCCAAAAUGAAUUCUCCGAUGUCUAACUUGGCGAUGAACUUGAGUGAAUUAAGUACUGGAAGAGGAACACCAAAAAGAAAAUUGUCCCUGUCCAGCAUCGAUACACCCCCAGCAUGUACUUCAGUGACACAAGAGCAGGGGAAUUCGUCAGAGUCAGGGUGCUUUGUGGAUUCCCCUACGCUCCUAGACUCCCCAACACUGGAGAUGAGCCUCCACCGAUUCGCUAAAGCUGUGAAGCCAGAAAUUCCAGUAGAGGCCUUCACCAAGAAGAAGACAAUAUCCUUCAGAAGAAUACAGUCCAUGCCGCUCCCCAUGAUGAGACUGAGCCCGGUGGAUUUCCCAGACAAGGAGAAUGAUUGCUCUGUGUCACCACCGACCUCUACCACCUCACCGGUGCUGAGUCCGAACUCAGAGGUGUCCCCACCAAUCCCAUCCGCCAGAUCUCCCCAAAUGUCCAUCAUCAGCAAACCCAAGUUCUUCCUGGACGAGAACAGCUCUCAGGACAGCGGAGUGUGUCUGACCGAUAGGGUAAGUAACCGAGAUUUUGCCAAUAUCUCUCUGCACCCACAAAAUGAAAUUAGCAGUCCACUGAAAACAAACACGAUUUUGAAUGAUGACGAUGAUGACGAGAAGGAAGUGGACGAUGGCUUCCUGGACAGCUUCAUGGACCAGGAAGUGGCUGAGAUCAACGAUAAUAUUCCCAGCAGUCUGUGCCAGCUGUUUAGUGCUCCUGUCCUGAAUUCCACGGCCAUUUCUUCAAAUGAUCCAGACAAUGACACGCCCAUUAUUCGGCGUACACAGAGGCGGUUACUUCAGCGAUCUCAGUCAACCGUAGAAUCCAAGUGCAGGCUGUCGUCAAAGCGUGAUCGAGACGAAAACACACCAAUUCAAAGCAAAAGACGGCGACCGGUGUCCAUAGAGACCACAAGUCCACCUGAGGAGUCACACCAGAAAUCUCUGAAGCCCAAGCUCCAUAGAUGUCACUCGGAAUCGGAGGCCAUGAUUAAAUCGGCUCUCAAUAGAAUCGCUGACGAGCCAGAUCUUAUUGGAGACUGCUCCAAGCCGUACUGUCUCCCCACCAUUCCAGGCAAGCACUCCGACCUCAAGGCCAUCUCAUCUGAAACAUUGUCACGAGUACUGAGCGGGGAGUUUGAUCAUGUGAUAGAGCAAGCUAUCGUUGUCGAUUGUCGGUAUCCAUAUGAAUACGAGGGCGGACACAUCAGGGGGGCCAAACAUGUCUACACCAAGGAGGCUAUCCUGGAUACAUUUCUCGCCACACCACUGACAACUAAAGAUCCUGAAAAACGCAACAUCCUCAUUUUUCAUUGUGAAUUCUCCUCGGAGCGGGGCCCCAAUCUGUGUCGGUUCCUAAGGAAGUAUGACCGGGACUCCAACAAAGACUGCUAUCCCCAUCUCCACUACCCAGAACUGUACCUGCUGGAGGGAGGCUACAAAAACUUCUUUGAGAAACAGAAGAACUUCUGUGAACCACAAACUUACAAGCCCAUGUUACACAAAGACCACUCUGAUGAUCUGAGACAUUUCCGUCUCAAGUCCAAGUCGUGGGCCGGGGAAAAGACCAACCGACCAGGAUUCCGUCCACUUAAGUUUUAAGCCUUCCCAUCAUGCAUCAGCUGCCAUUGUUCUGUCUCUAUUAGUGAUCUGUUUUUGUUUUAUGUUUGUUUUUAUUACCUAUAUUUUAAUUGUUGUCUGUUCUUUCUUACUUUCGAUCGAACUGUUAUGUUUGUUUAGAAGCUAUAAGGGAAAAAAAUGAGAAGAUGUGAUCAUUCCACUAGGUGGGAAUCAUGUAAUAUUGGCAGCAAUAAGUGCUUUUUUUUUGUCCAAUCAGAUGUAAGCUGCCUCGUUAUAGACAGACAUCACAUCUGUACAGAACUGUACAAAAGUUGGGACCUUGGCUGGGGUCAGUGAAUGUUAAAAUAUGAUGUAUGUGUAAAUACAACACCAGCACAAUGUUGUACUGUAAAGUUGUAAUGUCGCCUGUGAAUUUUGAAUGACAGAUUGGAUAAUGAAUUGUGUGUAUUUGUGGAUGUGUAAGGACUGAUUUUGAAUGUGAAUAAGGAUGUAAUUGUUUUCUGUAACAUGUGAUUUAUAUUCAGAGUCUUCAUAUUUUUUUAUUUGGUAAUAAAGUUCUCAAAAAUAUUUUUCACAUUUUACAAAAUUGAUUGGAAUGGUCAGAGGUAUGAAGUAACUGAGAAUAUUAUUUUUAAAAAACUAAACGUUCAGACACAUAUUGUGUAGGAAGCAGUGUAAUGGUUGGAAAGUGAGAGUGUGAUGAUGCAUUCACGAAUGUGUACAAGUGUAGCAAUCCAUGAUGAAUAUGUAAACAUGAUAAAACAUGAUGUGUAGAAGUGUGAUGAUAGCAUGAAUCAUACAAGUGUACAUGUGUAAUUGAUGUGUACAUGUGUAAUUGAUGUGUAAAUGAUGUGUACAUGUGUAAUGAUGCAUACAUGUGUAAUGAUGCAUACAUGUGUAAUGAAGUGUACAAGUGUAAAUGAUGUGUACAUGUGUAAUGAAGUGUACAUGUGUAAAUGAUGUGUACAUGUGUAAUUAAUGUGUACAUGUGUAAUGAUGUGUAAAUGAAGUGUACAAGUGUAAUUGAUGUGUACAUGUGUAAUUGAUGUGUACAUGUGUAAUGAAGUGUACAUGUGUAAAUGAUGUGUACAUGUGUAAUUGAUGUGUAAAUGAUGUGUACAUGUGUAAUGAUGUGUAAAUGAAGUGUACAAGUGUAAUUGAUGUGUACAUGUGUAAUUGAUGUGUACAUGUGUAAAUGAUGUGUACAUGUGUAAUUGAUGUGUACAUGUGUAAUGAUGCAUACAUGUGUAAUGAAGUGUACAUGUGUAAUUGAUGUGUACAUGUGUAAAUGAUGUGUACAUGUGUAAAUGAUGUGUACAUGUGUAAUGAUGUGUACAUGUAACCUGCCAAAUGUAGUGCUUGAGAUCAGUGCCGAUUAUUUAAGUAUCAUGAUAAUGUUUGUACAUACUGUGUACAGUGUACAGAAAUUCAUGUACAUAGACUAUAUUUAUUUACAAAGCCAUAUAUUUAUCUCGUAGCUUUGCUGAGAGCAAUAUAUAUACUAAAAUGGAGUGGUUUUUGAAUGAGGGCCUGAAGGCAAGAGAAAUAUGUUCAGGUGUCAGAAAAAUGGCUUACGUCAGAAUGGUUCAAGAGAAGAUUUAAGCUUGAAUGGUCUUUUGCUGAAAUUAUAUAUCCUCAGGUUACAUGUGUCAUGUCUAAAUCGUUUUGGAAAAUUGUCUUUGUUUUAGUCUUACUUGUUUGAAACCGAGAAUAGCAUUUAGAAAUAGCAUUUACUUGAUUUGUCAGGUUUGCAAGUGCAAUGUCUGCCAAAAAAAGUGAAGUUUUUGUAGUACAUCUUAUCUCUGAUAUAACAAAGUCGGGGAUCAGCCUUGGCGUAGUUGACAAAGUCGGGGAUCAGCCUUGGCGUAGUUGACAAAGUCGGGGAUCAGCCUUGGCGUAGUUGACAAAGUCGGAGAUCAGCCUUGGCGUAGUUGAGAACUCUUUCUGUUCAGUUGUCAAUGAUAUUAACAGAUUGUGUGUUAGUUGUGCUCGGUAUGCGUCGUCGUGUGAAUAGCUGUAACUUAUUGGUAUUUAUUGUAAAUAGCUUCCUAGUAAGUAGUCUUAGUGAAUAUUUAGUGUCUUAUUUUAGUGUAGUUCUGAUGUGAUGUAUGAAAUGUCUUCACGUGGGAAUUUUUUAACUCAUUUGCUGUAUGUUGUUUAAAUGGUUUUAUAUAGAAAUUCGCUUUAAUUGGUUGGAAACAUUUUACCUCGGUGGAUUUUAGGAGAGAACAAGUUGGUGUUUAUUGGCAGUAUCGGGCUCAAAAGUAUGGUGUUUGUGGGCUGUGUCGGGCUCUAAAGUAUGAGCUGUGGUGGUGUUUGUGGGCAAUAGUGGGCUGGAAGGUGUGAGCCAUGGUGGUGUUUUGGGGCAAUAUCGGACUUCACUAUAGUGUUUGUGGGUAGUAGUGUCAGGUUUACAGGUGGGAGUCACUAUAGUGUUUGUGGGUAGUAGUGUCAGGUUUGCAGGUGCGAGAGAGGUGUUAUCGGUUCAAGCUUGUGGUUUGACUUGUGAUGAAGGUGGUGCAAUACACACAUAGAUGUAGAAGCAGAUCUCACAAAGAUUAAGAAUCGCAGAGUCUAUUUUAUCCUAAGAAUUUUUAUCAAAAGUUUUAUUAGUGAUAAGGUGUGACUGAGCAUUUCUCGAGCUAUAAAGCCCGUGAUGAUUUAGUGAACCAAGAGUGUGUACUGUCAUAUUUUAUUGUGUACGCAGCAUAUACAGCUUACAAUAUAGAAGUGUCUGUACUAACAGAUUAUACGUAAUAAAUAUUUUAUUAUUUGCA
This is a messenger RNA of Ostrea edulis (European flat oyster), 4757 nucleotides long. Its product is annotated as M-phase inducer phosphatase-like. Bases 286 to 2001 code for a protein of 571 amino acids. Gene Ontology annotation, biological process: protein dephosphorylation; positive regulation of G2/M transition of mitotic cell cycle; G2/M transition of mitotic cell cycle. Gene Ontology annotation, molecular function: protein tyrosine phosphatase activity. Lineage: Eukaryota; Metazoa; Mollusca; Bivalvia; Ostreida; Ostreidae. The record is from RefSeq and is a predicted model, not a curated record. Gene Ontology annotation, cellular component: cytoplasm; nucleus. The transcript has 16 exons.